This is a messenger RNA of Ilex paraguariensis (yerba mate), 351 nucleotides long. Lineage: Eukaryota; Viridiplantae; Streptophyta; Magnoliopsida; Aquifoliales; Aquifoliaceae. The record is from the annotation of a GenBank genome assembly.
AUGAUGAAGGAGGACUCCAAGGUUAAGUGGGGAAACCUAAUUGGCUAUGUCAUCGUCCCUUUCACCAUUGCUCUGCAAGAAGAUCCAUUGAGUUAUGUUCUUGAAGCUAAAGCUGUUAUGGAUCGAAAGAAACUGUCAUUUGAAGCUAUAACCACUUAUGUGGUCUCUAAGUUCAUACUCAAGAUUUUCGGAGUAAAGGCAGCUGCUGCUGUGACACACAAACUUGUUUCCAACACUACAAUGGCUUUCUCAAAUGUUGUUGGUCCCCAAGAGGAAAUUAGUUUAUAUGGCCAUCCCUUAGCUUACAUUGCUCCCACUUUUUAUGGCCUCCCAUAUGAAAAAUACUCUUAG